Messenger RNA from Aedes albopictus (Asian tiger mosquito), 1824 nucleotides. RefSeq lists its product as uncharacterized. Gene Ontology annotation, molecular function: nucleic acid binding. NCBI's taxonomy places the organism in Eukaryota, Metazoa, Arthropoda, Insecta, Diptera, Culicidae. Gene Ontology annotation, biological process: DNA integration. The transcript is spliced from 2 exons. Bases 1 to 1824 code for a protein of 607 amino acids. The record is from RefSeq and is a predicted model, not a curated record.
AUGGUGCGGAUCCUGGCCAACGUGAAAAAUGUGAUCGUGUAUAUUGAUGAUAUACUGAUUUUUGCGAGAACAAUUGAAGAGCUACGUAGCACUGUGGCGCAAGUACUAAGCAUACUCAAAGCCAACAAUCUCACCGUUAAUGAAUCAAAAUGUAAAGAUCGGAAUGCCAGAAUUAUCAGUUUUGCCUCGAAAGCUCUGACUGAUACCGAGAAACGGUACCCACAGUACCAAAGAGAAGCGUUGAGUGCCGUCUGGGCCGUGGAACAUUUCGCCUAUUUCUUGUUGGGAAGACGGUUCACCCUGCGUACCGACGCGCAAGGUGUGGCGUUUAUACUUAAUCGAACCAGAGAGGACUCCAAGAGGGCACUCACCAGGGCGGAUGGCUGGGCACUCAGGCUAAGCCCAUACGAUUAUGAAAUCGAAUACGUUCGCGGCACAGAGAACAUCGCCGAUCCCUCAUCUCGUCUGUACGUUGGAGACGACGACCCCUUCAAUGAAGAAUGCAGUCCUUGGGAGGUAGCAUCGCUUGAAGCCAACGCGAUUGAGUUUUUGACUGAAAAGGAGAUCAAGGAAGAGACCUCUCAAGACGCCAUGCUCCAACAGGUCAUACAAGCUUUAACAACGGGAGUGUGGCCCAAUAAUCUUCCUGGGUAUCGAGCCCUCGAACAAGACUUAUCGGUGCGAGAUGGACUCGUCAUUAAAACUGGAAGCGUCAUAAUCCCCGAACGGCUACGUACGAAGGCACUCGAGGCGGCCCAUUCAGGGCAUCCAUCCUCAUCGAAAAUGAAAACAAUAAUACGACAACGUGUGUGGUGGCCAGGUAUGCCACGUGAUGCAGAAAAGUGGAGUGAGUCAUGUUCAACUUGUGCGAUUAACGGAAGACCAGAGAAAACGACACCAAUGCAACGCGUGUUUGCUCCCAAAGUCGUCUGGGAUACGAUUGCGUUGGACUUUAAUGGGCCAUACGCCAGGUUUGGUGGUAUAUCCAUUCUAGUCGUCGUCGACUAUCGGUUACGCUACCUCAUGGCUAAGCCUGUGAAAAGUACAUCAUUUGAGCAUACUAAGGCGGCAUUUGAGAGCAUCUUUGAAAAGGAAGGUUUUCCCAGAGUAAUCAAGACCGACAAUGGUCCCCCCUUCAACGGGGAGGACUACAAACAUUAUUGCACAGAACGUGGCAUAGAAAUGACCUACUCCACCCCUCUAUUCCCUCAACAGAAUGGCCUGGCUGAGGGAUACAUGAAGAUCAUAAAUAAGGCCAUGAGCUCUGCGGAUUGUAAUAGUACAAAUUUUGUCGACGAAGUACGCGCUGCAGUCCAAGCUCAUAAUGCUGCCGUGCAUCGUGUAACCAAAAUUGCACCAGAAGAAGUCAUGAGUGGGCGGAAAAUUAAACGAGGCUUACCGCUUGUCAACCGCGAAAAGGUUGAAAUCGAUGAGGACCUUUUGGACAAACUUGACCGCGACGAAAAGUUAUCAGGAAAGCAACGCGAGGAUUCCCGAAGAGGCGCUCGGCCAUGUCGCGUGAAACCUGGUGACUCAGUUGUCAUCGAGCGAACGAAUCGUGCCAAAGGAGAUUCACGAUUCUGUCCUAAGCAGUAUGUCGUAUCAGGAGAACGAAACGGAAACUUGACACUUGUAGGAAACGAUGGCCACACUCUUAAAACGCACGUAUCUCAAACCAAAAAAGUAAGCCUGUUGCGCGAUACGAGCAAGCCGACAUCUGUAGGAGAUCCACAACCGGAGGGGACGAUGCUACCAAGAUCAUCCAGGAAUAAAAAGACCCCUUCAUACUUGAAGGAUUACGUACAAGUCAUUGAGGACAACUAG